CUGUUAUUUCUAAAAUUCAAGAAAGAUUUCCUGAUAGACCUUUGCUUAAUUCUAUAAAAAUACUUAAUCAUGCAAAUUGGCCAGAUAAAAAAGAAGAACUUACAAAAUAUGACGAACAAAAAUUGAAUAUUUUAUCAGAAUUUUAUAAAAAAGAAGUUAAUAAGAGUGUGAUAAACGUUUUUUCACCGAAGACACCAGAAGAAAAAAAAGACUUUUCACAGUCAAUUCGCCGUAUUUGUGGCUAUUUGACACAUAGGGAUCUUUCAGCUUUGAGUUGUGUCUGUAAGGCUUUUUAUGAAGUCCUUACAACCUUUGAGAACGAAAUAUGGCGAAUUUCAAGGAUCAAAUUCAAUUUGGCAAAAGGACUUCCUCCACCAAAAGAUUUACUUGAGCGUGAAUAUGCAAAGUUGUUUAAUUAUUCUAAGGGGUGUCAAAACUGUAAAUCUUAUAAGCAUCUGCGAAUAUAUUGGCUUCCUCGUAUAAGAUCAUGUCCAAACUGUAUUAAGAUAAAUGCAAUUAGUUACAGAGACUUUGCGGAAUUAAAUUGGUGGGGAUUUCCAGAAUGUAUAUUUAGUGUUGCACCGAUUAUCUCCUAUGAAUUUGAUUUCAAGGAUGGCAUGGAUUAUUAUUGGCUUCCUCAAGUUUAUUCUUUAGCUCAAGAAUAUAGAAACCUGAAUCUCAGUAUGCAGGGUGAAGAUGUUCUAAAUAAUUGGUUAUCGACAAAGAGAAAAAAAAAAGCUGAACUAUUAGAAGAUGCAUUUUUUCGACAUAAACAAUUAAUGAACACAGAAUUUUCAAUCCUUUUUCGGACUUCAUUUGAGCCGGGGGAAUGGAUUAAAAUGAUUGAAUCGGGAACAAAUGAUGGUUCCAAGCAACGAAUUGGCAUUAAUGAAGCAACAAGAACGUCCGAGGAUCAAAAUAAUGUUGAUAAAGCUGUAAUUCCUUUUUUUGCACAGGGUGGUGAAUCGUUAUUAUCUAGUACAAAUUCAAUGAAUAAUACCAGAAAACGAAAGAAAAAACGAUCAAGGGCAGAAAAACGAUUAGAGAGGAGAGCAAGACUACUUCGAGAAAUAGAAGAGGAAGAAGAAAUUAGAAAGGAUUGUCAUGGAUUAAGUAGAGACAAGAGAACAAAGUAUAACUUAAGACGAUAUAUAAUUAAACCAAAAGAACCGAUCCCAAAAAAAAAAAAAUCAGCAUCAUCUAAUGAGAAAAUGGUUCAUAGAAGCCCAAAUCUUACAGAACAAAAAUUUAGUUUCUCAUCCUUUUUUCAAAGAAAUUUCUUUUCAUAG
Funneliformis caledonium is the source of this 1289-nucleotide messenger RNA. Lineage: Eukaryota; Fungi; Glomeromycota; Glomeromycetes; Glomerales; Glomeraceae. The record is from the annotation of a GenBank genome assembly.